Adelges cooleyi (spruce gall adelgid) is the source of this 4290-nucleotide messenger RNA. RefSeq lists its product as uncharacterized. NCBI's taxonomy places the organism in Eukaryota, Metazoa, Arthropoda, Insecta, Hemiptera, Adelgidae. Bases 415 to 3933 code for a protein of 1172 amino acids. The record is from RefSeq and is a predicted model, not a curated record. The transcript has 19 exons.
ACCAAUAUGGAUGAUUCGCUUUAGCACGCCUGGUGGAAGGGUAGGUGGCAUCCUGUCCAUACACACGUUAAACCAUAACUAGUUCAUGUGAAACAUUAAUCCUGCCAUCACCGUUGCUGCCGUCCGUGGAUAACUAACUAGUUUUAAAUGUAUUAUUUCUGUUUUCGAUUAUUAAAGGUAACAUCGUGCCCGACGGACGACUUGUAAUCAAAUUAAACUAUACAUUUUUUCACAUCCAUUAUGAUAGUCCACUGCAGAGCUUGUGUGGAAAUGUAAAUAAAAAUUACAACACAACGUUCUGCGAAUAAUUCUAUUCGUUUUCCAUCCAUUCGUGCGCGUUGCGUACAACAUUCAGUCGGAUCGCAUUAAAAAUAUAUUGAAAAUUAAUACUCACAAUAUUAUAUAUUGUACACCAUGAGUGUCGCAGAAACAAAAAAAUCGUUUUUCGAUUCGUUUCUACUAGUUGCAUUGGCUAGUUUACUGGCAAUCCCAUUGCCUUCCGUCGCACAAACCACUUGCAAUCAAGGAAACGGUCGAAUUGUGUACGAAAGACUUCCAGACCAUCAGUUACAAGGAUUCGACGACGAUGUGGUAAGAGACACGGCACCGCCAUUUCGAGUACUGGAAAAAUGUCAAGAGCUGUGUUUGCGCGACCGAACGGCCACUAACAAUCUUGUGCGGACUUGCACUUCUUUUGACUUCCAACCGGGAAGUCGUAUAGCGUCGUUUAGCGGUACCGUGGAAUAUGAAGAAUCGACUUGUUACCUGACAAGAGAACAAGCGCACCCAGAAGGUAUUGGUGUGCUGGUCCUGGUCCCCAAUAGUGUCCACUACACCGAAGUUUGCUUAUCGUCUAGCCGAAUUGAAAGAGAGUGCGUCAGUAGGCACUAUGUUUUUGAAAGACACACCAGAAAAAAACUUAAGUUGCCAAACACAGACUACAAGGAGAUGAUAGCGGCCAACCGAACCGAUUGUGAAGAUAAAUGCUUGAACGAAUUCACGUUUGUCUGCCGUUCGGCUACGUAUGACUCGGUAGCCAAAACGUGUUGGUUAUCCAGAUUUACAAGGAGAUCUCAUCCGGAGAUGCUCGAAGAUGAUCCGAAUUCGGAUUACUUAGAAAAUACUUGCUUAAACAUGGAGAGACGUUGUGACGGCUCGGUCAUCUUCAUCAAAGAAGAAAACAAGAGAUUGGGCGGACCUUUCGAAGUGGACAUUUACGCUAACCUAUCGUUGAUCGAGUGCCAAGCCCAGUGCUUGAGGGCCGAAAAAUACUUUUGCCGCGCAAUCGAGUACGACGAACAAAUCCGUAGAUGUAUAAUAUUCGAAGAAGACUCUAUGUCUCAGAAGGACGACCUGAGAGUGAGCAGCAGUCCGACGCACGACCUCUACGACUUGGUCUGUUUAGACAACCGUGGUGAUUCGCUUAUAGCAAAGGGCAACGAGUUCUCGGACAACGCGGUCACUUCGCAUCUGUUUGCCGACGGCCGUAGACCGGACACGGCGUUUCAGCGCUACAGGAACAGCAGGCUCGGCGGGGAAUUCCAUUCGGAAAUCACGGGACGAUCGUUGAGCGAGUGUCUGGACGAAUGUCUGCGACAGGUGAGCUUCCAGUGUCGGUCGGCCGUGUACAGCGAUCGAUUUCGAAUAUGCAGGCUCAGCCGUUUCAAUCAGAGAGACGGGCACAGAGUGAUCUACGACGCUGACUACGAUUAUUAUGAAAAUCUGAUAAACGGUGUUGGAUCGCAGCCAUUUGUCAAACCCGACACCGUAGGAUCGGGUUCAAACUUCCUGGGCAGUGGUAAACCACCGUAUCCUACACCGGGAAAACCAAUUGGCACUGGAUUUGGCGGCAUUUACGGAGGAGGAUCGUAUCCGGGAUACGCGAGUGGCGGUGGACUACCGUUGGGAGGCUUAAACGCGGGUAUCGGACCACAACAGUACCCGAGUGAUAGUCCUGCGGGAUAUUGGGGUCACGGAACGGGCGAUGCGCCUGGAUUUUUGGGACAAGGCGGUGGUGGCGGGUUGAGCGGUGGUAGUUACGGAUACGGAUCGACACCUGCCAUUCUGGGAUCCGCAAUACCGCCGUAUGCCCCUUCGGCUAUUCCCAGUGGAUUACCACCUUUCGGGGGAGCACCUUCUAUAGGCCCACCGUUGGGAAUACCUGGAUAUUUUGGCGGAGGCAACGGUAUCGGCGGUGGAGUAGACGGGAAUAGACCAUUCAACAUAAGAUGUGACGACGACGGCUUCAAACAGAUGGGUGUACGGAUGCGGAUGACGAGAGGACUGAUCAAGCGUUUCAUUACCGCGCCUACGCUAUCGCAUUGUGAACGGGAAUGUUCUAUGGCGAGAGACAUCAACUGUCGGUCGUUCAAUUACAGGACGGCACCGUACGGAGCCCAGAGGGAAAACUGUGAAUUAAGUGACCAGGAAUCUCGAUUAGUUGACAUGGGCAACCCGGCAUUUUUCGAGAACGCUCCGGAUUACGAUUUCUACGAAAAGGCCGCCAUGGGAAGUCGAAUCAGUCAGGAGUGUCUGGAUGUUACUCAAGUGUGCAACGAAGAUGGAAUGGAAUUCACUUUACGCACUCCCGAAGGUUUUUUGGGACGCAUAUACACUCAUGGAUUCUAUGACAGAUGUUUCUAUAGGGGCAACGGUGGUACGGUGAAUGUUUUGCGGAUCAGUGGCGCUCAGGGAUAUCCGGACUGCGGAACAUUGCGGUACGGGGACACCAUGACUAAUAUAGUUGUGGUGCAGUUCAGCGAUUACGUGCAGACCAACCGAGACAAACGGUACAAUUUGACUUGUUUAUUUCGAGGCCCAGGUGAGGCUGUCGUCACAUCGAGUUACAUGACUGCAAAUUCCGGAAGUCCAAUGCCUAUUGAAUAUUUGCCGGCCGAGAAUUCAUUGAGCUCACGCGUUCGUCUGAGCAUUUUGUUCCAAGGUCGUCCCACGCAGACAAUCGCUGUUGGAGAUCCGCUGACGUUCCGUUUGGACGCUCAAGACGGGCACAGCUAUGCCAGCGACAUUUUCGCGACCAACGUUAUAGCUAGAGAUCCAUACAGUGGCAGAAGUGUACAAUUGAUUGACCGUUACGGAUGUCCCGUAGACAAUUAUGUAUUUCCCAGUUUGGACAAGUCUCGAGAAGGAGACGGCCUUGAAGCCAGAUUCAACGCGUUCAAAAUACCAGAGUCCAAUUUCUUGGUGUUCGAAGCUACUGUGAAGACUUGUCGAGAUGGAUGUCAACCGGCUUACUGUACCCUACAAGCCGGAAGAACGGAACCGUCAUUGGGCAGAAGACGUAGAAAUGUGGACGAUCAAGAUCAAAACGAAACGACUGUGGAAGAACCCAAUGGAGCCGUUCUAACGGAAGAAGAGAAAGUCAGACAAGUCAUUGAAGUGUACGAAAGCCGGUACGACAUGCCUCUGGAACAAACCAUGACGUCCGAACCAGCUCCAGAGAGUGUGUGUUUGACGAGCAGGGAAUAUUAUAGCAUGAUUUUCUCGCUCUUCAUGUUCUUGACGUUACUGAUAACGGCUUCCAUGUCUGCCGGCAUCUACUACAAGCGUUACUGGCUUUUAAUUGCUAAAGAAGAGAUGGCCAAUAGCAAUUCCGGGCUGGGCGACGUUUGUUCCAAGCGCAGCAAUAAAUCAACGAAUCAGUUAAGGUCGUUUUCCGGGCGCAGCUUCUUCUCAAACAUGUCGUUCAGCAACCGCAGACCGUUCCUGAACAUCCGACCUCCCGCCGAAACAAUGGCCGAACCGACGACAAACAAUGACACGACUUUGAUAAUGGAAGGACCGAAGACGAAACGUUUCGGAGACCCAAGCGAACCGAUUUACACCGACCCGUCGCUUUUCGAACGAUCCCGAAGUCUGCGAAGCAUAGUUUAUUCGACCGAUAACGUUUACAAUAACGAAGCUCUGUACCACUGACACACGUGGUUAGGUUAGGUGUGCGACACAAAAGUUAAAAAACUACAUGGUUUCCAUGGCAUACGGGUUACAUGCUGUCUAUAUAAUUGCAUGCAAUAACCGUUUUGGUACACAAAAUACAUAAUAUAAAUUUUUUUUUUAUUGCGCGACAAUCGAGUAGCAUAUUUCCAAAACUAAUUGUCUAGACUAUAUUUUGAGAAAAUGUUAGGAAAAAUAAGGAAAUCAACAAAAUUGUCUGAACAGUUUAAAACAACUAUACAAUAUAUUACAAACGGUUUUAAUUUUAAUUGCUCUAUAUUUUGAAUUUUUUUCCCUACGUCAAUACGGUUAAACCUAAGGGAAAUAUUUAAGAAAAAU